Gigantopelta aegis is the source of this 510-nucleotide messenger RNA. RefSeq names its product FMRFamide receptor-like. Gene Ontology annotation, cellular component: membrane. The transcript has 2 exons. Bases 1 to 510 code for a protein of 169 amino acids. Gene Ontology annotation, biological process: G protein-coupled receptor signaling pathway. Lineage: Eukaryota; Metazoa; Mollusca; Gastropoda; Neomphalida; Peltospiridae. Gene Ontology annotation, molecular function: G protein-coupled receptor activity. The record is from RefSeq and is a predicted model, not a curated record.
AUGGCGGGGUUCCUCGGCCAAAUAACCUUUCUGUUGAUGUCUCUCAGUGCCGUGUCUUCCACCGAGCCAGCCACUUCGUCGAAUAACGUUGAGAAGCUAAAAACGAUUCUGUUGUGGAUCCAUGUUGUGGUUCAAGUUUUUGGAAUUGUCGGCCAUGUUUUAUCGGUCGUGGUAUUGGCAGAGCGCACUCUGAGAUCGUCGACGUCUCUCUAUCUGACGAUGAUGUCGUUGUUUAAUUGUCUGUUCCUUGUUACAAGCUUAUAUAAUGACGUUGACGACGUGGUGACGUCAGAUUCGACCAUUUCAGAGUCUGUAAUUGUCACUAUCCGCGUCACGAUGGGAGCCUGUUCCGUAUAUACUACAGUGGCCGUCACCGUAGAGAGAUACGUUGCCGUGGCCUAUCCACUAAAGGCGCAUGCGCUGUGCACAGUUUCCGUCAAAAUCAGAAUGCUGUUACCGGAACCGGAAUACACGGCCAUGAUGGUGACGUAUGGAUCGGCGUCACACUAG